CCGUUCCUUCAACCACGCAAGAACUUACAUUGAACUUCUACACUAGUCUUUGACGCAACAAUUAACCCCUAAAUGGAGUUUUCAGAGGAGAGUGUGAGCAUCCCGUUCGAGCAGAAAGAGCUGGAAUGCGUGUUCACGGUCCCUGCUGACUUCGGCGCGGAAUGCACCGCUGUGGUGUUGACGCACGGUGCGGGCGGAGACAUGCACGCCAGACAGCUGGAGAGCCUAGCGCACGCUCUCGCACGUUCAGGAGUUCUGUGUCUGCGAUUCACCUGCAGGGCGGUGAACUUCAUGUACAGAUUCAGAGCUUAUCUCACCGUUGUGAAUUACUUAAAGAGCCAUGAGAGAUUUGCACCAAACAGAAUUUUCUUGGGAGGGCGCUCUAUGGGUGCUCGUACAGCUGUUGCUGUUUGUGAACGUAUGCAGAGACAGAAGGAUGCAGUCCAGGGUGUUCUGUGUUUGUCAUUCCCUCUUCAUCUACCAGGAAAACCACUAACAUAUGUUGAGCGGAGCAGAGGCCUGCUUGCGCUGUCGCGAACUUCUGUGCUUUUUGUUUCCGGCACUACAGAUAACUUGUGUGAAAAGAGACUUCUAGAAAUUAUUAGGCACGUCAUGAAAAACCCUUCUGCCGUUCACUGGGUCAAGGAUGCUAACCAUGGACUCAAAGUACGAGGCAGAACAGAAGAAUCAGUACUGGAGGAAGUCAAUCCACAGAUUAUUGCAUGGGUACUACAACACAAAUGAAAUGUGCAUUUAUAAAUACAUAAAUAUUAUUCUUACUGUUGGAUGAAAAAAGAUGGUGAGAUGCUGAGCCUUACCCUAACCAUCUGUUCCUCAUUAUAUUAACUCCAUUACAGAUCAUUUAUAUAACAAUAAUAAAGAUCAUAAUAUUAUAAA
Molecule: messenger RNA, 897 nt
Organism: Rhinichthys klamathensis goyatoka
Lineage: Eukaryota; Metazoa; Chordata; Actinopteri; Cypriniformes; Leuciscidae
Gene: tex30
Product: testis expressed 30
Exons: 5
Coding region: 73-744 (223 amino acids)
Source: RefSeq, a predicted model, not a curated record